Messenger RNA from Scomber japonicus (chub mackerel), 1079 nucleotides. RefSeq lists its product as uncharacterized. Gene Ontology annotation, biological process: regulation of mitochondrial ATP synthesis coupled proton transport; positive regulation of proton-transporting ATP synthase activity, rotational mechanism; peptidyl-lysine trimethylation. The record is from RefSeq and is a predicted model, not a curated record. Gene Ontology annotation, molecular function: protein-lysine N-methyltransferase activity. Bases 3 to 653 code for a protein of 216 amino acids. Gene Ontology annotation, cellular component: mitochondrion. The transcript has 6 exons. Lineage: Eukaryota; Metazoa; Chordata; Actinopteri; Scombriformes; Scombridae.
CAAUGGAGGACUCAAUUGAGAUGAUUCUGCAGGACUACGGCAGGGUCCUUCCUACUACCAAACCCCAUCCUGUGGUGACAGCCUGCACAGGUGCUCUGAUCACAGGCCUGUAUGGGAUAUGGAGCAUGUUUGCCAUGCCUGGCAUUCGCAAAAUUCCAAUGAGCCUUAAGGUUCCUUAUUUGCCCUCCAGCAAAGAUCAGACACUGAACAUUAUGAAGCUGCUUGAGGGACGAACCGGUCGCUUAGCAGAUCUGGGAUCAGGAGAUGGAAGACUGGUGUUUGCAGCCUCUUCUGCUGGUUUCCAGUGCACAGGGUUUGAGAUCAAUUCCGUUUUACUGGGAUAUGCCAGGCGCAAGGCCAAGUGGAGAGGUCUGCCUGCAAGCCAGGCAACCUUUGUUAAAAAAGACUUUUGGAAGACUGACUUAUCAAAGUACAACAAUGUUACAGCUUUUCUUGCCCCAGGAGUGAUGGAGACACUUGGUGAGAAGCUGAUGAAGGAGCUUCCUGAUGAUGCACGUGUCAUCGCUUGUCGUUUUCCUUUCCCUGACUGGCCACACCAAUCGUCUGCCGGCUCUGGUCUUGACCAGACUUGGGCCUAUGACAUGAGCACUGUUCGCUCAAGCUUGAGAAAUGUGUCGAACACAGCGGUGUAGUGAUGUAAUAAUCUUGGGCUCAGUGAGGACAAAAAUGUGCAAUUCCAGGAAAUUAUCAGGACUGAUGAUUUUGAAAGAUGUCUUUGAAGAUUGCAAGGAUGAGAGGGACACUGACUAAGCAAGAUGUCGGAAUGAUUUCAACGUCUCUUAGCCCCUGCAGUAGUUGUACAAUCUCUGCUCCGCCAGCACAGAGCCUGAGCCUUUUCCAUAUUGCUGACAAUCAUGUUGUGAAUACCAUCAUGCACUGCUAUCUUGAACAUGUUUAAUUUUUCAAACCACUGUUAAAGACUACAAAUUAUUCUAUCAACCCUUCAGUUCAAUGUAUUGUAUAUGUUCUGUCUUUUUGUCUGUUUGUUCGCAGUACAUCUUGCAACUGCUGGAAAAAUGAGUCAUAAAUCAACACGUAUUUAUUACAAGGAUUUAUUA